GAGGAGAAGAGACGAGUAGAGAGGGAGGAAGAGGAGAAGAGAAAGCUUGAGGAAGAGGAGAAGAAGGGACGAGUAGAGAGGGAGGAAGAGGAGAAGAGAAAGCUUGAGGAAGAGGAGAAGAAGGGACGAGUAGAGAGGGAGGAAGAGGAGAAGAGAAAGCUUGAGGAAGAGGAGAAGAAGGGACGAGUAGAGAGGGAGGAAGAGGAGAAGAGAAAGCGUGAGGAACAGGAGAGGAAGAGACUAGAGGACUCAGAGAGACAGAUGGAGGAGGAGAGGAGCAGACUGAUGGAGGAGACGCAGGGGAGACUGCAGCUGCUCAGAGACGCUCUGAUGGAGGAUGAGGAGCGCCGGAUGAAGGAGGAGAGCGCUGAGUUGCUCCGGGUCCUGAAGGAGCAGAUGCUCAAACAGAGACGAGACGAGGAGGAGCGACUGAACAACGACAUGCACACACAACUACAACAGCUCAGGCUUGAGAAUGAGGUGAAGCUGCAGGAGCUGUGCUCAGAGCUGGAGGCGGAGCGGGAGUGGGCGGAGACUCGGAGGAGGCGGGACCUCGAGCGACUGAGGGAGGUGUCAGAGGAGGAGCUCCGGGCUGAGAGGGGGCGGCUACAAGAGAAGAAGGAGGAGCAGCUGACCUCCAUCAGACUACAGGCUAAACUGAGGGACACACAGAAGGAUUUGAGGAGCACACGACCAGAGCAGCCUUUAGCAGAGUACCAGAGAGAGCUCACAGAUGUGCUGCAGGAAGUCCGGGAGGAGGUUGAGAGAGAUCACAGGAGGAAACUAGAACAACUGAAGGAGGAACAUCAACAGGAGCUACAGAACCUGAGAGAGACACACCUGGAGCAGGAGAGCAGGGAGCGGGAGCGUCUGCUGGAUUCUCUUCAGAAAGAGAGAGACACUGUGAUCUCUAAACACACAACACAACUACACAAACUACAGCACACACUGGACACACAGCUGCAGGAGAUGCGCAGGACACACUCUCAGAAGAUCUGA
Sinocyclocheilus rhinocerous is the source of this 999-nucleotide messenger RNA. It is a transcript of the gene cep164, whose product is annotated as centrosomal protein 164. The annotation marks the transcript as partial. The record is from RefSeq and is a predicted model, not a curated record. Lineage: Eukaryota; Metazoa; Chordata; Actinopteri; Cypriniformes; Cyprinidae. The transcript is spliced from 7 exons.